AUGUGGGUAAAGCCUGAAGAAGUGUUCCUUAAAACUGCCUUCUGGGACAACGAUGAAACGUCCCUGUAUUUCGUGCUACAGAGACGUAAAGGUCACGGAAAGUCUAAAGGACUCUCGUCUCUUUUAGUGGGUACUUUGGAUAGUGUUAGAGAUACUAAGCCACCGCCUUACAGGAUACUACAUCAGACACCCAAUUCGGAGGUGUAUUAUGUAAUUGCAACAGCUUUGACCGAAAAUGAAAUCCGUCAAGACUGGCAGUGGCUGUUUGAGAAUGUGUGCCCGACUUUGCAUUCAUUUGACAAAGAGGAGGAGGUGACAGAAUUUGUGUGCUGUAAGAUAAACUCAGUCAUUGCCACAAAACAAGAUAACAUUACUGAAGAUGAAGACACAGUCACAUAUAAAAAUGUUGACUAUGAGUUCCAUCAAAGAUUUGGUAUGCCAGACGAUGAGAAACUGGUGUGUUACUACUCUUGCAGUUAUUGGAAAAGCAAAAUGCCACGUCAAGGAUGGAUGUACCUGUCAGUGCACUAUAUGUGUUUCUAUUCAUUCAUAUUUGGGCGCAAGACUUUGUUAAAAAUCCGAUGGGCUGAUGUCACUGAAUUGGCUAAAAUCAACAGUUAUUUGUUCCCUGAUUCAAUCAAAAUUGUUACACGAGAUGAUGAACAUUAUUUCACACUGUUUUUAAGGAAAAAUGAGACAUUUGCUCUGAUGCAGCAGUUGGCAAACAUAGCUAUGAGGCAGUUAAUAAAUGACAAGUCAGCGUCUUUCAACAUUGACAAAGACUUACUAACAAAACUCAGUAAAAAUGUACCAAAGAAACCAUCAUUCCUUAAGAGAGAUUUAGAUGCCAGAAAACAAUCGAAUCUGUACACUUUGAAGUUCCGUCUACCACAGACUGAGAAACUGGAUGGCUCAGAAGAAUGCACGUUAUGGACUCCAUAUAACAAGCGAUAUAAUUGGGGGCGACUAUAUUUAUCGCAGAAUUUCAUCUGUUUCGAUAGUCGAGUACGCAACUUAGUUCGACUUAUCAUUCCACUAAGAAAUGUACAUCAAGUGGAGCGAGCGGAUUCUACCGGAACAGGUAGCUCUGGAGACUCGGGAAGUAUCCUCAUCACCACCGCCCAUCACACCAGUUUCCUAUUCGGGAACAUUUCCGAUAGAGAUUUCCUCGUCAACAAGAUCUCAGAACUUCUUGCUAAACUACCUAAUGAUGUAUACAGGGAAAAGCCGACGCGAGUGGCGGCGCAGGAUGACGAGGACGUUGUAUGGACAGCGCAGCCCCCUCUUAUGACCUUGUUCAAGACACAUCAAACCUACCCUAUCAAACAAAGUCAAACGAAAAAAGAGAUACAAUGGGAGGAUCAUAUGUCGGAAGUAGGACGUGGAGUUAGCAUGUACCAAACAACAGCGGGAAGCGAACUAGUAGUUAACGGCAUUCCAGAAUCCCUUCGUGGUGAACUGUGGAGCGUUUUCUCCGGCUCAAUAUUGCAGAAGGUCCAAAACAAAGGCUUAUAUGAAAAGCUGGUUAAGAAAGCGUUGUCAUCUAAAAACCAAGCAAAUGAUGAGAUAGAAAGGGAUCUUCAUCGAUCGUUACCAGAGCAUCCUGCAUUCCAAGAUGACGUUGGCAUUUCAGCUCUUCGCCGUGUACUGUGCGCCUACGCACUUAAAAACCCCACAAUCGGGUAUUGUCAAGCAAUGAAUAUCGUGGCCUCCGUUCUGCUCAUAUACUGCCCUGAGGAACAAGCGUUUUGGCUACUUGCCACUAUUUGCGAGACUUUGCUACCCGAUUACUAUGACACAAGAGUUGUUGGAGCUUUGGUUGACCAAGGCGUACUAGAAGAGUUAACAGAACAGCACCUGCCAGAGCUUCACGCGAAACUCGACGAGCUAGGCAUGAUGAAGAUGAUCUCUCUUUCGUGGUUCCUUACAUUGUUCAUCAGUGUGAUGCCUUACGAAUGCGCUGUUAACGUCAUGGACUGUUUCUUCUACGAUGGCGCUAAAGUUAUAUUUCAGGUGACCCUAACGAUCCUGGACAUCAACCGCGACAAGCUGCUCAAGUGCACAGAGGAUGGGCAAGCUAUGCAGGUGUUUACCGAAUACUUGGAAGGCAUCUAUAACGAUGAAGCCAUGGCUUUGUCUACGGAACCGCGGACUGCAAAAAGGACAAUAAAAAUCCAAGACCUAAUUUACAAGUCGUACCGGACGUUCGGGCAGAACGUCAGCAGUGAACACAUCGAGCAUUUACGGCUGAAGCAUAGGUUACGCGUCGUACGACAGCUGGAGGACAGCCUCGAAAGGAAUACAUUGCGUGCGUUGCAGCAGGACCGCUUGCUCGACGCUACUGAGUUACAGGAACUACUAAGCAUCAUCCGCGAGGAGUUGCUAUGGGCGAAACGAGUGCCUUGCGAGCGUCUAGAAGCUCCUUACGAAGCGUACCGGCUUGACUACACACAAUUCAAGACGCUAUAUACAGCCUUAUCGCCCUGGGCUAAGGGUGAUUUUGCUGAGGCCAUCGCCGCUAGAAUGUUCAAGUUAAUGGACAAUGACGACGACGGCUACGUGAGCGCGCGCGGCCUGAGUCUCGCUCUUGGCUUGAGUGUGCGCGCCGACGCGCAGCGUAGACUGCGCGUCUUGUACUGUGCGCAUGCGCCGCCCUUACUGUCACACCACGAGCUACGCCCCACCAACUUUACCGACACCGGAGAAGAGUUGGCCACAGAUGCCUUUUCUUUCUUUGACAGUAUAGAGAACCCGUCUACGCCUGAACCGAGCACACCUGCGGUCAGUUCUGUAAGCGAAAUGGGUGACGGCAACCCUCUGGAUAAGUACAACGACAGUAUCAACAGCCAAGGUUCGGGCACGUGGGAGUCGCAAUCAGCAGAGUCCGUCCGCGCCUGCGCGCUGUGCGGUCUGCCGGCGUCGCUGCCGUCGACACCGGGCAGUGCGCCUGCGCCGCCGGCCGGAGCGCCGCCGCUCCCGCGCGACCACUUCCUGCAGCUGUUGGCCGUGCUUCACGACCUCACUCAGCAUUCCCCGUCGCUCUAUGAAGCUGUCGUCAGAGCUGGCACCGUGUUAUUACAACUGGGCGAACUGCACCGGCGGCCUGAACUCGACCGGGAGAUCUCACAGGACAGUCUGUUCCUGGCAGCUGCUGCAAGGCAGCCAGAGGUGGAUCCAAAUGGCAAUACGACCGAACCUCAAGAUGUGGCGAAACCAGCGUCGCCAUCAAAGGGUUCGGAGACUGACGGCGUCUGGUCAAUCACACUCCAGCAAUUCUUAGCUACGAUGCUUUCUGAAGCUCCGAUUGAAGAGUUCUUCAAUGAGAAAUCAUCUCUCUUGCCGCAAUUGGAAGCGCUGAGGCAGCGCGACAGGUUACAAUCAGUUUCAUAGCUAAUAGAGAUGGCACAGCUCAUCGGUUUUUAAAACAAGCGUUGUAUACUUAGCUGAGGACGCAAUAGGGUCACUGUGCUUAUACUUAUUUCUACCGGUCAAACAAUUUCAAUGUCAAAAGCAAUAUAGGCCACUGAUUGAAGGGCUGGGUCGUUAAUAAAAUAUCUAUAGUUUGCCUUUUUUGAAGAUGGAGUAAAAUGACAUUUGCAUGGUUUCCAGUUGGCGUACAUAUUUUAAAUAGUCAUGUAGUACUUGCCGACACUUUUAUCGAUAGAUUGUGAAAGUAGGUAAAAUUUUGCUACGAGUGUCUGAAUGUUACAACGUUCUGUGAUAAUUAAUGGCGUUACUGUAUUCUUUAUUCUUGUUUUGACAGUUGGUCUAUUAGUAUCAAAAGAAAUGUUUAGUCAUACAAAUUUUAAUAACGACAAGCGGAUUUGAUUCUGUAUAUUAAAUUAAAAUGAAAACCUUUAAAAUAUGUCUCCUAUUUGUAGUUUUAAUACACGUAAUUCUAAAUUUUGUGUAUGUAUCAAUGAAUUUUCAAAAAUCAACAAUUCAAAUGAACCCGUACCCAGCAGUUAGGUGUAUAAUAAGCGAUGAUGAAUCAAAUUAAACAAUUUCGUCUAUUUAUUUCAUAAACGUAACCAAUGCAACGUUCAGUCAAUAGUCGAUUAUAAUAUUUAUCGAUUGCAACAGUUUUGUGCAAUGAACUGUCAUUAUACUCUCUCAUACCUCUUCAAACAGACUAUAAUCACACCAUUGUGACUCCGCUAUGUUAUUGAGUUAUGCUCCUCCGCUGUCGCUGUGAAAGGAUCUUUUAGGAUAGGAAGAAUCUUUUGUUUGGUAUCUCUUACCAGCGACUUGCGCAGAUUAAUCGUGUAAGCAAGCCUUUAUUCAGAAACGUAUAUUUCCAGAACUCUAGCUCAAGCUGUCGCUUGGUCAAUGGUACUAACCCUACCAUAUACACAGUACUAUGUAAUCGUUAAGCAAGUAACAGAUAAUUCUUUCAGUCUUGUUGAAUUGACCUUGGUAUGGUACAGUGUAACAGACAAGUUGCGGUUACCAGAACCGCAAAUUGACGUCGCGUCUAUCGCGAUUGACCUUAUAAUGCGUUUGUUUCUGCAUGUAUUACUAACCGAUGAGUAAUUUGAAUUGCCAAUUUGAACACUACAUGGAAAGAUGUAAGGUUACAUUUUCAAGAAUUUACGUAUAGAUGCAGCAAUUAUCUAAAUAAUCCUUCCUCGCUUAAUAAGAUUUUGUUGGCUUGUAAAUAUGUACUUCACUGUUAACAAAAAAAUAAAAAAGCAAUGUAUAAUGAUUACGUAACUUCGUAAAAUAAAGAUUAAAAAUUGUAUUUAUAGAACACAAGUAUUUUUUUAAAUAAUUAGCACUGAUGAAAUGAUAUUUAUUGUAAUUCCUCAACUUGGUGAAGGUUUGGUUAUCUUUUUAGUCACAUCGUUUAAACACAUCGAUUGCGUCAAAAUUGCACAUAGUAUAUUAUACUUAUUUAACAAGCUUUUUACCCGUGCCUUCCAUUGUGAUGUUAGCAAGACUCUAUAUAUCGAAUCCAACAAAUUUCAAAAUAUGUUCAGCCCUAGAGAUGUACUUGAGUUACAGACACGUCUUAAUUAAUAUGAAAUUGUUAAUGUUCGAUCGAACGAUUAAAAUUAUAGGUAGUUAGUUUGUUACGCCUAUAGUGUAUAUUUUUUACGUCAUACUGCCUUAAGUUCAAUUUACAUUGCCGCGGAACAGGUUUGAAGCGAAUUCUUGUAACGAAACAUAAUGAACUUUAUGACAAUUUACAAACUAUAGUUCACUUGACAUAGCAUGGGUACUGUCGCGUUUGAAAUUUGAAGUUUCUAGAGAUGUAAAAUCUAAUGAAAAAAAUCGAUUUAAAUAUCUUAUCGAGAUAUUUUGUAAAGAAGAGAGAAUCGAUUUAUAGAUUAUAGUUUAGAACACUUAGUAAACAUAACAAAACGGA
Hyposmocoma kahamanoa is the source of this 5368-nucleotide messenger RNA. RefSeq names its product TBC1 domain family member 9 (gene Tbc1d8-9). Lineage: Eukaryota; Metazoa; Arthropoda; Insecta; Lepidoptera; Cosmopterigidae. Bases 1 to 3390 code for a protein of 1129 amino acids. The record is from RefSeq and is a predicted model, not a curated record. Gene Ontology annotation, molecular function: calcium ion binding. The transcript has 19 exons.